AAGCUAAAGGCAAGAGAAGGUUCUCUUCUGCAUCAAAACACCCCCUACAACCUGCAAAACACCCUCUUCCUCUCUACCUUUUUUCCAUCUUUAAUCAAUACAACAAUCUCUAAGUUCUUUUACUUCUUCUUCUUCUUCUUCUUCUUUCACCAGUUUCUUGAUUUCAUUUCUUGAUUUUGUUUCAAGAUUUCAUUGAUGUCUGUGCCACUUGAACAUGAUUACAUAGGCUUAUCAGAUGCUUCUUCUUUGCAAAGAAGCUCUGAAUCCUCCAAUAUCUCAUCUGAAUCUGAAACCAACAAUGUUCUUAAUCUUAAGGCCACUGAACUYAGACUUGGGUUGCCUGGAUUUAGCAAGAAUUCUGAAKAAAAUGCCAYCAAAAUUGGGCAUACCAAGAACUUGAUGUCAGGAGCUAAAAGAGGGUUUUCUGAUGUUAACAUUAAUGGUUCUGGAAAAUGGGUUUUGAGUGGUGGAUCUGAAGCUGAUUUGGAUAAGUGUUCUUCUGUUUUGUUCUCUCCUAGAAGUGGGAUUAAUGCUGGUUUAGACAAAAAUCAAGCACAAAAAUCAGAUACUAAACCUGAUGAAGAGAAGAAGAAAGGCUCUGUUAAAGAAAAUGGCACUUCUCCUCCUUCUGCUAAGGCACAGGUUGUAGGAUGGCCACCUAUUCGAUCUUUCCGCAAGAACACCAUGGCCACCAAUUUAUCGAAGAGUGGAGUGGCUGUUGCCGAAGGGAAUUCGGGAUCCGGCAGUGGGUGCCUUUAUGUGAAGGUGAGCAUGGAUGGUGCUCCAUAUCUAAGAAAGAUCGAUCUCAAGAUUUACCAUAACUAUGCAGAACUUUCUAAAGCUCUUGAGAAGAUGUUUAGCUGCUUUACUCUUGACCAAUGUACUUCUAAUGGACUUGGAGGGAAAGAAGCACUUAGUGAAAGUAACUUGAAAGAUCUUCUUCAUGGGUCUGAAUGUGUGUUAACAUAUGAAGAUAAAGAUGGCGAUUGGAUGCUUGUUGGUGAUGUUCCUUGGGAGAUGUUUAUAGAUUCAUGCAAGAGAUUAAGGAUCAUGAAAGGUUCAGAAGCAAUUGGAUUAGCAGGUCCAAGGUCUAUGGACAAGAGCAAGAGCAGAAAGUAGCAGCAACAAGAUCUGCAACCUAACAGCAAGUAGGGUUUGUGGAUUGCAUUUUGCAUCUCCUCCUAGAGUUGAUAUAAUAAUAUUUUUGAUUUCUAGUGUUUUUUUUUUUUUUUUUGUUGUAUUUUAUUGGAUGGAAGAAUCUUUUUAGGCAAAAAAAAUGAUAAUUGGAAGGAAACAUCCACUUCUUUGGUAUUUUCUUGUAAAUGGCUUUGUUCUCCAAUGCAUUUGUGUUCAUCUUC
Cynara cardunculus var. scolymus (artichoke) is the source of this 1358-nucleotide messenger RNA. RefSeq names its product auxin-responsive protein IAA27-like. The record is from RefSeq and is a predicted model, not a curated record. NCBI's taxonomy places the organism in Eukaryota, Viridiplantae, Streptophyta, Magnoliopsida, Asterales, Asteraceae. The transcript has 5 exons. Gene Ontology annotation, biological process: regulation of DNA-templated transcription. The coding region runs from base 196 to 1119 and encodes 307 amino acids. Gene Ontology annotation, cellular component: nucleus. Gene Ontology annotation, molecular function: protein binding.